AGGUGGUGUUCAUUUGGAGGGAGGUAGGAGAUUUGUGGGAUAAUUUUGGGGGGAGCAAGGGUUUUGAGUUUUGUGAAUUUUGGUGGUGAAAAGGGGAAAAAAUGGCUCAAACAGUUGGAAGGAAUGUAGCUGCUCCUUUGCUUUUCUUAAAUUUUAGUAUGUAUGUCAUAGUUGUAGGCUUUGCUAGUUGGAACCUCAACAAGUUCGUCAAUGGCCAAACCAAUUUUCCAGGUGUGGCUGGAAAUGGAGCAACUCUGUAUUUCUUGAUAUUUUCGAUUCUAGCUGGUGUUGUUGGUGUGGCUUCAAAGCUGUUGGGUGCAAAUCAUGUAAGGGCAUGGAGGAGUGAUACCCUUGCGGCCACCGCCUCUUCUGCGGUUGUGGCGUGGGCAAUUACUGCAUUGGCUUUUGGGUUUGCAUGCAAGGAGAUCGAUGUCGGUGGUCACAGAGGAUGGAGGCUGAAGGUGCUGGAGGCCUUUAUCAUAACACUCACAUUCACCCAAUUCCUGUAUGUCCUGUUGCUCCAUGCCGGACUAAUUAGCAGCAAGUAUGGACCAGGGUACAGGGACCCAGACUACGGCGCAGGCGCGGCGGCUGACCCAGCCGCUCCCAAAGCGGGUGGCGGUGUAGGCAGCAGGGUUUAACUUCACGUCCUCCCUCCACCAUUCUGUCUCUCAUUUGUGCAGUGUUUUCUCGACCAUAUUCUCUCUCAUUUUGUGGUUCGACGUGCUGUAAUGAUCUUAUCUUCUUUCCUUCGACUUGGUUUGCUUUUGCUGGGUUUGGGUUGUAAAUUUGCCCUGUAAAUAUUUGUUGGUAUUGAGACUGUUGCAAUAUGUAUUGAAUGGUGUACAGAUGGUCUACUGUAGUGAAAGAUGAAUUUUGUUUUUUUUUUUUUGGUCCGACGUCACCCGAAUGGGGUAACCUAAGGCAGUUGUGGGGAGCCUUAAAAAAUUAGA
This is a messenger RNA of Amborella trichopoda, 953 nucleotides long. Its product is annotated as AWPM-19-like family protein. NCBI's taxonomy places the organism in Eukaryota, Viridiplantae, Streptophyta, Magnoliopsida, Amborellales, Amborellaceae. The record is from RefSeq and is a predicted model, not a curated record.